AGCCCAUAUAUAUGUUAAACAAUUUCACUCCCAUCAUUCACAGCAAGAACUAGCUUGCUCUCGAUCUUUCUUGUUGCCUGCAACAACAAGAGACGUCAUGGAAGGACUGCUCGUGAAAGAUAAAGAUAGCAACAGAUCGAGAUGCCAUGUAUUGUUGAAAGAGAUGAAAAAACUAGGAUUUAUAGCAGGGCCAAUGGUUGCAGUGACUCUUUCACAGUAUUUGUUGCAGGUUACCUCUGUCACGAUGGUUGGUCAUCUUGGCGAACUUGCUCUCUCUAGCACCUCCAUUGCUAUCUCCAUUUCUGGUGUCACCGGCUUCAGCCUAAUUAUGGGGAUGUCUAGUGCACUGGAAACUUUAUGUGGACAGGCUUAUGGAGCUCAACAAUACACAAAGUUUGCAAAUCAGACGUACACUGCAAUUUUCUCUCUUUUAGUUGUUUGCAUACCUCUUGUUAUCUUUUGGAGAUAUACAGAAACACUACUUAUUCUUGUCGGCCAAAGCCCUUUGAUUUCACAUGAAGCUGGGAAAUUUAUCACUUGGCUUAUUCCUGCACUCUUUGCUUAUGCAAUUCUUCAACCACUUAUUCGAUAUUUUCAAAUGCAGAGCAUGCUAUUACCCAUGCUUGCUAGCUCAGUAGUUUCAUUGUGCCUACACGUUCCUCUUUGUUGGACCCUAGUAUAUAAAUUAGGAUUGGGGAACAUUGGAGGAGCGAUAUCUAUAGCCACUGCUAUGUGGUUAAAUGUCAUAUUUCUCUUAUUUUACAUGAUGUACUCCCCCAAGUGUGCAAAAACCCGUUCCCCGGUCUCACUUGAGGUGUUUCAUGGAAUGAGACAGUUCUUCAGUUUUGCUAUCCCGUCAGCGGUCAUGAUUUGCCUGGAAUGGUGGUCAUAUGAGCUUCUUGUAUUGCUUUCUGGGCUUCUACCAAAUCCAGAGCUCGAAACCUCAGUUCUUGCUGUGUGCCUCAACACUAUUGCUACACUCUACGCCAUACCAUUUGGAUUUGCUGCUGCUGUUAGCACUAGAGUCUCGAAUGAACUGGGAGCAGGAAAUCCAAAAGGUGCUCGUGUAGCGGUCCAUGCCAUCAUAAUCCUGACAAUUGUUGAGACAGCUAUAGUCAGCACUUCUGUUUUUGCCGGUAGACAUGUUUUUGGAUACAUUUUCACAAGUGAGAAGGAAGUUGUCCAUUAUGUCACAAAAAUGGCCCCUCUUAUCUGUUUAAACAUUAUAAUGGAUGGUCUUCAGGGAACCCUUUCAGGUGUGGCAAGGGGAGUUGGGUGGCAACAUCUAGGAGCAUACGCGAAUCUUGCUGCAUAUUAUCUUGUUGGAAUCCCGGUUGCUGCUUUUUUGGGCUUUUGUACUUCGCUAAGGGGAGAAGGGAUGUGGAUUGGUAUACUAGGUGGUUGCACAUUACAAGUUAUUCUACUCUUAGUAGUGACAAUUUGUACAAAUUAUGAAAAACAGGCAACAAAGGCGGAGGAGAGACUAUUCGAGGAAGAAUGUUUGACGGAAGAUACAUUGAAUUGAAAAUAGAAC
This is a messenger RNA of Erigeron canadensis, 1534 nucleotides long. Its product is annotated as protein DETOXIFICATION 12-like. Gene Ontology annotation, cellular component: membrane. Gene Ontology annotation, biological process: xenobiotic detoxification by transmembrane export across the plasma membrane. Lineage: Eukaryota; Viridiplantae; Streptophyta; Magnoliopsida; Asterales; Asteraceae. The transcript has 7 exons. The coding region runs from base 98 to 1525 and encodes 475 amino acids. Gene Ontology annotation, molecular function: antiporter activity; xenobiotic transmembrane transporter activity. The record is from RefSeq and is a predicted model, not a curated record.